GCACGUUAAAAACCGAUGGCGGUAAGAGACGGCGCCGACGGUUUCCCCCAUCGCUCUGGUUUCGGGAAUCAUGUGGCAGGUUCCCCCAACGCCGAAGCAGCUGGCGGCGGCGGCCUGCUGCUUCGCGACGGGCGUCGCGCUGAUCGCCGUCGGGAUCCAUCUCUCCUACGCCAACGUCGCCCCCCAGCAAGCCCGCGCCCAGGCCCGCCGCGAGCUCGUCCGCGAAUACCUCCGCAAGAAGUUCGACCAAUAGCCAUCCUCCGAAUCCCCUCUUCGUUGCUCAUAUUUUUCGUCUCCAGUUUGCGCAGAAAGCUUCUUAAUGGAUUUCCUUUUCUGGUUGUAUUUCUUCAAUCAGCAAACAAGUUCUAUUGGGGAGAAAGCCAUCCAUUAUAUGGUUUGAGGAUGACAGUAAUCAAGGCUGGGCCCUGUGAUACAAUGAACUGGAUAUUGAAGAAUACUGAUAGCCUUUACUCAAGGUGCCACACCAUCUUUGGUUGUGUACUAAUAUGGGGUAUGGCUGAAGCAGUCAAUCAGAAAGUGUUUUCAUUUGUUGCACAAUCCAUCCUCGCAUGACUUUAUGAUUAGCUUAAGGUUUUUUUUGUUCUUUUUACCUUUUGAAAUGCAUGUAUCAGUUUCUCCAUUUUGGUAAUCUUGCAUGUGAAUUCUUUUCUGGGCAAGCCUUGAAGCUCUGCAAACCCGAAGAAAUGGGAUCUAUCUUAUUUGGCAUUCGGCACCCACAAAAAAUGCCCAGUGGAAUCCCAUGCAUUGGGACAUAUGUUGACACUGGUUCAGGAAACUGGUGAAUCAGGUGAUGAUACUUGCUCAACCGGCUCAGAGCUGGCCAUCAAUCUGAUGGAAAAGGACUAUUGGGGUGUGGGGCCUGCAAAGUUACUUAAAACCUAUGAAACUUGUCUAAGAAAAGUACAAGACCGGGAUGUCUAGUGUUCUUUGUUAGCUUGUUGAUCAACUGGUUUUAUCUAUGAAUCUAUAUAUUGUGGAUUGUUGCCUGAUACGUUUCUUGUAUUCCAAAGGAAGUUGCAUACAUUAAGAUGUCAUCCCUGUGAGGCAUGAAGAGAUCAGGCAACGAUCCAAGUUGUUGGGGGAAAAAAAAUAAAAUAGUGGCGAUUGCAAUUGUCUGCAGAAGAUGGGUGCUUGCAAAUAGUGCUGGCCAAGUGAUCUGUGGUCUUGUAUAAUUUGGAAGGCUGCUGUAUGUUGUGAAAUUUUGUUCGGUGGUAUUUAUUGGAAGAUUUAUUGACUA
Molecule: messenger RNA, 1258 nt
Organism: Phoenix dactylifera (date palm)
Lineage: Eukaryota; Viridiplantae; Streptophyta; Magnoliopsida; Arecales; Arecaceae
Source: RefSeq, a predicted model, not a curated record